Puccinia graminis f. sp. tritici CRL 75-36-700-3 is the source of this 1284-nucleotide messenger RNA. RefSeq lists its product as uncharacterized. Bases 1 to 1284 code for a protein of 427 amino acids. The transcript is spliced from 2 exons. Lineage: Eukaryota; Fungi; Basidiomycota; Pucciniomycetes; Pucciniales; Pucciniaceae. The record is from RefSeq and is a predicted model, not a curated record.
AUGGAUUCAACAAUUGAUCCCACUCUUGCCACGAUUGAAGUAAUUUCAGGUCCAAAGAAGGUUAUCCACUCGAUCGAGGCCGAUUCCGAUGUUGAAAUCCCUCCGUCAAAAAAAGUCAAAGGCACUCAAAAGAAAGGACCGAAAGAAAUGACACAAGCACCAUCUACUACAGCGACCAAGAAAACCACGAAAAAAAAGACGAAGACAACCAAAACACAGGAGUCUCCGAGUGACCCAGGAGAACCGAAGGCCCCUCGGACACGCUACCAAGAAAAUGAGGAUGUUCAAAUUUGUCUUUCGUGGCUAGACGUUUCGCAAGAUCCCCUCAACUCGACAAACCAAACUGCCGAUACCUUCUGGAACCGCGUCGCCGAGCACUUCUCAAAGUCUAUUGGAAGUGAUAACCGAACAGGUAGUAGUAUCAAGAGUCGUUGGCAGGUGCUCCAACAGCGGAUCAACAAAUUCUGUGGCUGUGUCAAGCAGAUCGAGCACUCAAACCAAAGUGGGACAUCAGCAGAAGAUCGAUUGAGUAGUGCGCUCAAGCUCUACAUAGCUCUCUCUCAGCAACCGUUUUCCCACCUACGAUGCUACAAUAUCCUCAACCUUGCUCCGAAAUGGCGGGAACAUUGCAGCGAUCUCGAGAAGAAAAGCGAGCCAAAGAUUCCUAGUAGUUCCGUCGAUUCUGGAAUAUCAUCGAUUGACGACAACGGACCGGCACUGUCUCUUUCAUCCGAUGCAUACAAUGACCCUGCGAAUAGCGAUGCUUCAACGAUUCAAUCUAACAAGACCACACGCCCAAUUGGCAAUCGGAAGGCCAAAGAUCUUGCCCAAAAAGCGAGAGAAGAUAAAAAGUUCAAGGACGACAUCAUCACCAUCCAUAAAGAGAUCGCAGGCACCUCCCAAGCGCAAAACAAAAUCCUCUCGGAGCAGAAAGACGCAAUGGCCACUUUGGCCGACAAUACGAUCAUGCAGGUUGAUAUUUCAAAGAUUUCCGAGGCUAGCCGACCAUUUUACGAGUGGCAGCAAAGGAAAGUGUUGGAUCGGGUCAAGCGAGAACAAGCCGAGUACGAGAAAAAACUGAAAGAAGAGGAAGAAAACAAGAAGAAGAAAGAAAUUGAGGACGCGAAAAAGAAGAAAGAAGAAGAGAAAAAAAAGAAAGACGAAGAGAAAAAAAAUAAAGAAAAAGGAAAACAAGCGGAACCAGAAGAGGAAGAGGAGGACGAGGAGGAAGAAGAGGAAGAAGACGAAGAAGAGGAAGAAGAGGAGGAGGAGGAGGAAGAGUAG